CGGGGAGCCUGGUCGAUGCUGCGCACUGUUUAUUUGCCUCAGUCUCCCGGUCGGUCAGAAAAAAGAGAGAGAAUCUGGUCGUUGGGAACAAUGAGUGGAGCCUAUGAAAAAAAGCUGCCUGCCCUCCUCACGGACAUGCAGAGUUCGAUGGGAUGUCACCCUGCGAAAGAUUCUCCAACCCUCCCAGAAUCAACGGCGACAGAUGUUGGCUAUUAUAAUGCGCAGUCCUGUCAUCCUCAACAUGACUACUACUCGACAUCAGCCUAUUCUCAACCGGUGAACCACUAUUCGUACCACCAAUUUAAUCUGAACAAUAUUCCGGGGCCUGGCUCUUAUUCCCAAAAACCCGAGUAUGCUUACAGCAAUUCGUACCGUCAGUACAGCCAUUUCAACAGGGAUCCGCAACUAUCGGCGGCCGAGAGAGUUUCAGUGAAAGAAGAACCAGAGCCUGAAGUGCGAAUUGUGAACGGGAAACCUAAAAAGAUCCGUAAGCCCAGGACAAUAUACUCGAGUUUCCAGUUGGCAGCUCUGCAGAAACGCUUCCAAAAGGCACAGUAUCUGGCGUUACCUGAGCGGGCAGAACUGGCAGCCUCUCUGGGACUUACGCAAACACAGGUGAAAAUCUGGUUUCAGAACAGAAGAUCCAAGUUUAAGAAGUUAUACAAAAAUGGAGAGCUCACAAUGGAGCACAGUCCUAACAACAGCGACUCGAUGGCAUGCAAUUCACCACCUUCUCCAGCCGUUUGGGAGAGCCACAGUUCAACUAGGAACCCCAUCAAACAUCAAACCCCUCAUAAUUCAUCUCAGAGCUACCUGGAAGACUUUAAUCAUUGGUACCCACCCCAUCCCUCAGGCUCUCACUUAACAGCAACAAACUCACUGCACCAGCCACCACCUCAGAGUACUGGAGCAGUCUAUUAAAACUUUUAUUUUUACUUCAAAAACCUUGAAACAUUUGAACUUUUGAUCUCUUGCUGUUUUGGAAAAUGACAACAACAACUUGCGUCUAUAUAGCUCCUUUUAGUGAGGGGAGGGGGGUGAGAAAUAUGCCAAAACUCUUCACAGAUAUGUAAAAAUAAAUAAGGUAUGUAGUGAAUAAAACUACAUCGACAUUGCAGAAGAGCCAGGCUGUAAGUGAACUAAAAACAUCAGGAAAAUGGAAUAAAUUUCCAGCAUAUACCCCCAUUCAUUUCUAUAGUAAAACAAAGCAGUUUUGUACAUAAUACCAAUAACUGUAUAUGAGGAACAAAAUCGAGGUAUUUUGUAACUCUGUCAGUUGUCAGAUCUCCGCUGCACACUGAACUGUUAUAAUUUUCCCAAUUUCAGUAACACACAAUUUUUUUGCAUUCCUUUGCCUAUGUUUUGUUAUAUUAUUUAAGUUUUUUUUGAUCUAUUGGAGUGGUUAAAUUAUUACUGCCUGUAUAAUAUUAGAGAGUAGUGGCCAGUUUGUUUGAUGUAGCAGAUAUAUUGUAUCCAUUGAACGAUGUCCGAUGCAGUAUGAUUUAAAAUAUGGUAUUCACUGUAAAAUGGGAAUUCAGUUUGCAAUAGAUCAAACGAUGGAGUACAAACUGUGGACAAAUAGCAGGAACUCUAUUUAUGAUGCUCCAUCAGGGUAUCUUUUUUCUAAAAGAAAGUGUACAUAAAAUUUUACACUCCAGCUAUAAAGUAAUAAUUAAGAAAAACCUUGCGGGUAAUUUUUAAGAAUAUAUGUGACACUGGGAGGAACUCCUCAAAAUCAUGAAAAUUUCAUUGCAACUAUUUGGCUUGUAAAGAAUGUCCGAGAAGCACCAAGCUCUGUUUUAACUUACAUUCUGUUUUGUAAUAAAUCUUUUAAAUGCUUGUCUGACUAUGUCCUUGAGAAUGUUAAUAAUAAUAAAAAAAGUCAUCAUUCCACAA
Hemiscyllium ocellatum (epaulette shark) is the source of this 1896-nucleotide messenger RNA. It is a transcript of the gene dlx3b, whose product is annotated as distal-less homeobox 3b. The record is from RefSeq and is a predicted model, not a curated record. Lineage: Eukaryota; Metazoa; Chordata; Chondrichthyes; Orectolobiformes; Hemiscylliidae. Gene Ontology annotation, biological process: epithelial cell differentiation; embryo development; regulation of transcription by RNA polymerase II. The transcript is spliced from 4 exons. Bases 16 to 921 code for a protein of 301 amino acids. Gene Ontology annotation, molecular function: RNA polymerase II cis-regulatory region sequence-specific DNA binding; DNA-binding transcription factor activity, RNA polymerase II-specific.